UGUACUUCCGUUUUCCCAUCAUGCAGUUUCAGAAACAUGGUGGCUGAAAGCUUUCAUAAAAUUGAGGUCUGAUGUCACGUCUGUUAUCUAGCCCAUUUUUGCACCUGUGAAUUUAUGAAUAAGGGAAUAUUGGUUUUAAAUUGGAUUGUGCACAAUGCCGAAAUAUUACGAGGAUAAAGAGGAAGAUACCCGAGCAUGCGCCGGUGUCAGAGAGGACUUCAAGGCGUGUCUCCUUCAGCACGACUGCGUGGUCAAGGAGGGGAAGAUGCCCAGUGAGUGUUUGAAGGAAGGCCACUGCAAAGCCCUGCAGACAUCCUUCUUUGAGUGCAAGAGGUCAAUGCUGGACACAAGGUCGAGAUUCAGAGGAAGGAAAGGAUAUUGAGGAACCAUCUAAACAAGUGGUCGAGUGAAUCCUGGUGCAACUGUAAAUACUUGUAAUGAUUUAAACUAAAGAGCGCUGCUCAUAGGCCAGAGUAUGUGCAGCCUUACAACCUCAUCUGAAGUACGUGUCAAGAAAGGACUACCAAAUAUUAAAGAACAAUGCAAACUGAAGGACAAAAUGUACUGCUGAAAAACACUGGAGCUGUCACUGGCUGGAUAUUUUUGUGUGUGUGCGUGUGUGCUAUGAGAACCUUGAUGUGAUGAAAUAAAUAAUGAAUACAAUGUAAAGAAAGAGAUUCUAUUAACAUUUUAAUGAGGUGCUGUCAUCAGAAAAACGUCUGACUGAAACAUACGAUUUCAAGUAUAACAUUUAAAAUCAGUUUGUAUGAUGGGGGUCAUCAUACAAUUGAGGUAUACACAUACGGUAGUAAGUAUGGGGUGGUCCGUAGGGACUUGGGUUGGGAACCGGAGGGUCGCUGGUUCAAGUUCCAGUACGGACCAAAGUACAGAGUGUGG
Perca flavescens (yellow perch) is the source of this 897-nucleotide messenger RNA. It is a transcript of the gene coa5, whose product is annotated as cytochrome C oxidase assembly factor 5. The transcript is spliced from 3 exons. Bases 155 to 382 code for a protein of 75 amino acids. Gene Ontology annotation, biological process: mitochondrial respiratory chain complex IV assembly. Gene Ontology annotation, cellular component: mitochondrion. The record is from RefSeq and is a predicted model, not a curated record. NCBI's taxonomy places the organism in Eukaryota, Metazoa, Chordata, Actinopteri, Perciformes, Percidae.